This is a messenger RNA of Cylindrotheca closterium, 927 nucleotides long. The record is from the annotation of a GenBank genome assembly. NCBI's taxonomy places the organism in Eukaryota, Bacillariophyta, Bacillariophyceae, Bacillariales, Bacillariaceae.
AUGGCACCUCUUCGAGUUUUCGCCCAACGGGCAGCACCCCGCCUCGUAAAGGCUGUCUCGCAGCAAGCCCGUCGUGGAAUGGCUACCGAGAAGCAAAUUUUCAACCAAAUUGUCUCAACAAAGAACAUUAGGAAGAUUACCGCUUCAAUGAAGAUGGUUUCCGCAGCCAAGCUGAAGGGUGACGAAAAUCGCCUAGCUGCCGCCAUUCCUUUCAACGCUUGGACCAACAACUUGUGCCCCGAGCCUACGGAAAUUGACGAUGCUACCUUUGAAGAGUUCCCUCAAAAGACUCUGGUUGUUGCAUUCACCUCUGAUAAGGGUCUUUGUGGUGGUAUCAACUCUUUCAUUACCCGUGCAACCAAGCGUAUGAUCACAAUUCUAGAAGCAGAAGGAAAGACUUGCGAUGUCGCCAUCGUUGGUGAUAAAGGACGUGCACAACUUCGCCGAACGCAUGGAGAAAGUAUUGUUCGAAGUGCCACCGAGGUUGUUUCCCCAGGUUCCUUCACUCUUGCCUCUGCUCUUGCCGGUGAGCUUAUGGCCGCUGGAGCUGAGGAUUACGAUGCUAUCUGCAUCAUUUACAACUCUUACGUCAACGCUGCCGUUUACAAUCAAAUGUACAAGAUCAUUACUCCUCCCAACAUUCAUGGCGAAGAUGGUGGAGUCUUGCCUGCAUAUGACUUUGAUUCCGAUAAGCCAGAGGCAAUGGGAGACCUUUAUGAAUACUUGAUUGCUUCUCAACUUUUCCAUAGUUUCAUGGAUGGAGCCGCCUCGGAACAAUCUUCGCGAAUGACUGCCAUGGAAAACGCUUCCAAGAACGCCGGAGAGAUGAUUGACUCGUUGACACUUCGAUACAAUCGUGCCCGUCAAGCCCGUAUUACCACAGAGCUCAUUGAGAUUAUUUCUGGAGCUUCUGCCCUUGAUGACUAA